ACACGCCCGCUCGCUCGCUGAAAGUCUCACACAGUCACGUCAUCGGAGGUACGUGAUCGGCCGCCGGCCGGUGAUCUCGGAUAGAAUAAUGGCCGCCGGGAGGAAGCAGGCGAGGCGAUGACGGGCAAGUCCGCCGCGGCGGCCGCGUCCGGUGGCGCCGGCCUCUGCGGCAUCGACAUGCAGGCGGCGGUGGCGGCGAGCCAGUCCUACUGCAACAGGGGCAGCACGGAGGCGGCGCCCAGCCAGGACUGCUGCGACCAGGUGAGGAGCGCCAGGUGGAGGUGCAUGUGCAACCUCAGGGGCAACCUCCCCAGCUACAUCGACGGCGACCGCGUCAUGCAGAUCCCCUCCAAGUGCAAAUUCGACAACGCGCCGACCUCCUGCUAGUAGAGCUAGCCGUAGCCUUGGAUCCGGCGGCCGGUGCACUCCAGUAAUGCCGCCGUCGUUAGCCACAGCCAUCGUUUUUAUGUCGUGUUCGUGUCGAUUGAUUAUUAUUAUUAUGUCAUCGUGCCUUGCUCUCCUGUUCUCACAAGCUAGCUAGCUAGCUAAUGCUUGUGGCGUGCUGCAGGUUGGUGAUUCGCGUUCGUGCUUGUGCUCGUCAGGUUAUCCGUGUUAGGUCCAGGUUGUACCUGUCGUGUUUCUUGAAUUCUUGUACGUCCAUUACGUUGUGUGUUCACCUCAACCCUGUCGCGAUAAUAAAAUUUGUUGUUUGCUUUA
Panicum virgatum (switchgrass) is the source of this 717-nucleotide messenger RNA. RefSeq lists its product as uncharacterized. The transcript has a single exon. Lineage: Eukaryota; Viridiplantae; Streptophyta; Magnoliopsida; Poales; Poaceae. The record is from RefSeq and is a predicted model, not a curated record. The coding region runs from base 118 to 387 and encodes 89 amino acids. Gene Ontology annotation, biological process: systemic acquired resistance. Gene Ontology annotation, molecular function: fatty acid binding.